AUGUACGGUAUUUUUCAGACACUCGUUCAAUCGUAUGAUGAUACCCAGGCAAACAUAACUAUGAAGGAAGUACAAGCCAACAAAGAUAGUCAGUCUCCUACAGUGAAUUGUGACCGUCUGGCCAUGGCACUCAGACCACACUUCAAAUCUUACAACGAUCUAAAUAGCAGCUUGAGAAAUCGUACAGUUGCCGAUCUGGAAAAGGUAUCUGAAGACGGCACAGCCAACCACCCAAGCAUCUCAGGCAAUCAGUGCUUCAAGAAUACUGUAAAAAUGGAAGAGGACUGUGUAAUCGGAGGUAUAGAAGAAGAGAUAGUAAGUGAUAUUGGACGUCUGGCCCUCGGAUUAAAUGAAAAGGAGAAAGAAAUUUCCAAUGACAUAUUUCAGAAGAUGAUGAAAACUUUAAUUGACGAAAAAUCCCAAGAAUUACCCGAUCCAACGUUAUCAUCGGCAGGAUCAGUAGUAUCAUAUACAGCAGUACCCAUGAAUAAAUCCAAAUAUAAAAGAAAUACGGGUUAUAUGGUACCAAUUGGGGCAACGCAUACUAACAUACUUAGCAAUGCAACUGCGAUCUCCGAUCAUAUGCUAGUUAAUACUGGUCAAUCUCAAAGCAGUGACAGGUGCUACAGCUCUAGCGGUAUCAACUAUGGUCUAUCUCAUCAACUUUCCUUCAGUGAGUCAAGUCAAAAGGGGUUGUUGCUUAGCCAUUCGCAAGAAGUCAUCAAUGCAUCUAUGACUCCAGACUUUAUACAAUCCUCUGGGCUAGAUCAGACUGAAAUGUCUCAAAUAACCCCUUUAAAUAGAGAACACAUAGAAACUGUAUUGCAAGCAGACAUAUUUGAUUCUAGUCAAGAAUACGUAACCAAUCCACCAAGAGUGUAA
This is a messenger RNA of Protopolystoma xenopodis, 882 nucleotides long. Lineage: Eukaryota; Metazoa; Platyhelminthes; Monogenea; Polystomatidea; Polystomatidae. The record is from the annotation of a GenBank genome assembly.